Molecule: messenger RNA, 273 nt
Organism: Spirometra erinaceieuropaei
Lineage: Eukaryota; Metazoa; Platyhelminthes; Cestoda; Diphyllobothriidea; Diphyllobothriidae
Source: the annotation of a GenBank genome assembly
AUGCUGGCUGCAAACAGAGGCCUAAUUCUUAUCCAAAUGGAGGCGUAACCGACCUGCCUUGUUAAAUUUAUAUCUUCUUUUAGGGAGUACAUUAGCAGACCGGAACAAGAAGCAGACUCAGAAAGGGAAAAACCCGUACUAGUCGACGUGUCUGAGGAGAGAGGCUCCCACGAAAGGACCAGGCCCGAUUACUGUUGCAAAAUGGCCGCUCCCGUCUCUUCUUCCAACGGAAGUAACCCCAGCAGGUUUAUGCAUUUCUUAUCGGAGGAGUAG